Messenger RNA from Periconia digitata, 413 nucleotides. The record is from the annotation of a GenBank genome assembly. Lineage: Eukaryota; Fungi; Ascomycota; Dothideomycetes; Pleosporales; Periconiaceae.
AACUAUGCUAUGUCACAAGUCAUCAUACACGGAGGGUACUCGGUAAAACACGGACUAGGGAUGGUCAGUGAAGAUGAAUAUGGAAUUUGGACGCAUGUAAUCAUAACAGUCUGUGAUGCUGCCUACAUGAAAUUUCUAGAGCAUCCAUCGACCCUGAUUUCCUCACGUUUCGAGAUAUAUGACUCAAGUGCUUGCUUGCUUCAACAAGAAACAAGAACAUCAAAGUGGAUGUAAGUUGGAGGUUGGGUGAUCCUACACACAGCGAUAGUUAAAACAAUAGAGGAACCAAGAAACAGGCGAAUUCCAAACAGAAUUCAAAGGUGAUUGGAAACUCCAACAGAGCUUUGAUCAAGAUAAGCUGGAGACACUCCCACCGUUUGAUCUCGCGCUCGAACAAGAAUCAUUGCGGAUCC